Messenger RNA from Leptopilina heterotoma, 1516 nucleotides. RefSeq names its product eukaryotic translation initiation factor 3 subunit J (gene eIF3j). NCBI's taxonomy places the organism in Eukaryota, Metazoa, Arthropoda, Insecta, Hymenoptera, Figitidae. The record is from RefSeq and is a predicted model, not a curated record. The transcript has 6 exons. Gene Ontology annotation, molecular function: translation initiation factor activity. Gene Ontology annotation, cellular component: eukaryotic translation initiation factor 3 complex; cytoplasm. The coding region runs from base 164 to 877 and encodes 237 amino acids.
AUGAAUGUAUGCGUUUAUAGGACGUAAAAGUCUGGAUUGCCGUGAAUGUGAAAAAAAACGUAUUUCCUUGAUAGGGGGAAAAUUUAGCAAUCUGUUCAUAAAUUUCUUUUACAUAUGGUUCUAUAUUGAAACAUUAAAGUUUAGCGUGUGGAAAUAAACAAAUAUGGACGAAGAGUGGGAUGCUGAUCAUUAUGAGGCGAAUAGAAUUGACCUCGCUAUUAGAUCGAACAAAUGGGAAGGUGAGGAUGAAGAGGAAGAAGUAAAGGAUAGUUGGGAGGAUGUCGAGGAAGAAAAGAAAGAUGUAGAGAAAGCACCUGAACUUCCAAAGGCUAAAAGUAAACCUAAGAAAACUUUAGCUGACAAAAUUGAAGAACGCGAGAAAAAAGCCCGUGAAGAAAUUGAAAAGAAAGUUAAGGAAAAGGAAGAGACCUUAACUCCCGAGGAGAAAAGGGCUGAAAUGUUGAGGCGGCAAAGGUUACAGGAAGAAGCAGACUUACGAUUGGCAAUGGAGACUUUCGGCGUCACGGAUUCUUCAAAGAGUCUGGAUACGGUGAAUCCUGAUACAAAAGAAGAAUUCGAUCAAUUUGGCGAGGCGCUUAUGCUCAAAAUCAAUCAAUUCAACAAACACACAGAAUUUCCGGCUUUCGCAGAAGAAUUAAUAAAAAAUAUUGCUGUUUUAAUGUCGAGCACAUCGUUGCGAAAGGUGAAAACAUUAAUUGACAAUCUGGCACUGGAGAAGGCGAAAUUAGAAAAAGGCGACAAAUCGAAGAAAAAUAAGGGCAAGGGAAAGGCAAAAUUGAGAAUUGAAGGCGAAAAUACAAUUAUGAAUGAAUAUGAUGAUUACAGCUUUGACAAUGAAUAUGGUGACUUUAUGUAGCGACUUAAAUUCUCUCCAUCAUCAUUAUCAUCAUCAUCUAGUCGCCAAGGAAAAGGAAUCUUUUAUGAAAAUUAUUCGUUCUCACGCCACGUUUAACACUUAUUCUCAAAGAAUUUGUAUGUGCUUUUUUUAAGAGAGAGACAAAAAAAACUAGAAUUUGCCUAAUUGAGAAAUGUUAAACAAUUGAUUUUCUUUUAAACGGCGAUUAAGAAUUUUUUACAUAAAUAUAAAGGUCUAUGAAUUUUCUUUUAAUUGAAAUAUUAACGAAUUUAACACUUUAAAAAACAAAUUUUUCUGAAUGUUCUUUUAAAAUUUAAUUUCAAGCGAGAUUAGAUUCUACUUUACAUCACAGUGCUUUAAAACUUAAUUUUACAAAUGCAGAAGCCAUAAGAAUUUUUUUCUGCUCGUAUGAUGAUCGAUUUGUUUCUCAUUGUCAGGUCUUCAACGAUAACAAUUGUUGUUUAAUGAAAAUUAUAAAGAAAAAAAAAACAAAAAAAUUAUGUAUCCAAUUUAACAUUUUACCUACUACAUAUGUAUAUAAAUGCUCGCGUACACACACAAACACACAAGUAUGACAGGUGUGGAUGUAAGUUGGUUUUAAAGAGUAUAUUCCUAAAUAAAGGUUGAUUGUAAAGAUAA